CUUAGCCCCCCGAGCACUGGAGGUGGAAUUCCUCCUCCCAACUUGGCUCUUCCACGCGGGGAGGAAGGGGAUCUCCCAGGUGCAGGAGACCUUCGCCCCCGAGCCUCCCCAGACGGCCCCGCCGGCUCCUCCGCCUGAGCUGGGAGAGAGAAGGGAUAAGGUAUGGGGGCCCCGGAGGCGCCAUUGGGAGGGUCGCGGGAGGAGCCCCGAGAGGACGGGGGUGGGGGGCUGGAGGGGACUGACGGCGGCCCAGAACCCCGGCGGGGCGGGGCGGGCCAGCUGUCCCCGUGCGUCCCGGUCGGGCUGCGGCGGAGUGAGCGGGGCCAGCGCUGCAGAAGGCUGCUGGCUCUCCGGGACGGUCACAUUCCGCUGCAGGGGCGGGCGGAGGCCGCCGCACUGCCUCCCGCACCGCGGACCCAGGCCAGCGUCCGGGCAACGCCCCCUGCUCCGGGACAGACUCCCCGCCCGCCUGAGCUCUGGGGGCUCCGCAGACCCGCGCCCUCUCGGCCCGCAGCUCGGCCCCACGCUGCCCGCCUCGCCGGGCCCGCGCCAGGAUGGGGAGCCCCGCCUGGAUGUCAAGCGGAUGCCCCAGUGACCCCCAGCGGACUCGGUGGGGACAUGGCUUCACUGAUGCCCCUUUCCCCAUGUCGAAGCUCCAGGGUCCUCCUGUUGGUCAGCUGUGACCUGGGCUUCGUGCCAGUAGACUGGCCUCCCUCUCCUGUGAAUGUGACUGUCACUCACCCCAGAGCCAACUCGGCCACUGUGUCCUGAGACGUCCCAGAAGGCAACAUCGUCAUUGGCUACUCCAUUUCCCAGCAAAGGCAGACUGGCCCCGGGCAGCGUGUGAUUCGGGAGGUGAACACCACCACCCGGGCUUAUGCCCUCUGAGGCCUGGCUGAGGACAGUGACUACACAGUGCAGAUCAGGAGAGAGCCCCCCAGGACCCCGGGUGCACUUCCGAACUCUCAAGGGUUCUGACCGGCUACCUUCAAACAGCUCAGGCCCAG
Sapajus apella (tufted capuchin) is the source of this 1007-nucleotide messenger RNA. Its product is annotated as iroquois-class homeodomain protein IRX-3-like. The transcript is spliced from 4 exons. The record is from RefSeq and is a predicted model, not a curated record. Bases 163 to 771 code for a protein of 202 amino acids. NCBI's taxonomy places the organism in Eukaryota, Metazoa, Chordata, Mammalia, Primates, Cebidae.